Aspergillus steynii IBT 23096 is the source of this 7713-nucleotide messenger RNA. Its product is annotated as type I polyketide synthase. The transcript has 8 exons. The record is from RefSeq and is a predicted model, not a curated record. Gene Ontology annotation, molecular function: oxidoreductase activity; phosphopantetheine binding; fatty acid synthase activity. Gene Ontology annotation, biological process: fatty acid biosynthetic process; secondary metabolite biosynthetic process. NCBI's taxonomy places the organism in Eukaryota, Fungi, Ascomycota, Eurotiomycetes, Eurotiales, Aspergillaceae. Bases 1 to 7713 code for a protein of 2570 amino acids.
AUGCCUCUUAUUCAAGAUACGAAUCCCAACCUCCCGGGCGACAGGGACGAUGCGCCUGCCCUGGCUGUGGUUGGCCUUGCAUUCGAAUUCCCCCAAGCAACAUCGAGCGAUGAGUUCUGGGAGAUGAUCUCCGAGGGUCGAUCAGCCAGCACGGACUUUCCCAAGGAGCGGAUGAACAUAGAUGCAUUCUAUCAUCCGUCGCAGGAGCGGCCAAGCUCGAUUCCCGUACGCGGGGGAAAUUUCAUUCAAGAAGAUCUAGGGGCCUUUGACGCUCCGUUUUUCUCAAUCACACCAGGAGAGGCAGCGUGUAUGGAUCCGCAGCAUCGACGAAUGUUGGAAACGACAUACCAUGCGCUGGAGGAUGCGGGAAUUCCUAUUGAAAAGUGCUCUGGGUCAGACACGGCUGUCUAUACGGGUUGUUUCACCAAUGACUACAUCAACCUAUUACAGCAGGACUUUGAGCUGGAACAGAAACACGCGGCGAUGGGUGUUGCGCCCUCGAUGCUUGCCAAUCGGGUCAGCUGGUUCUUCAACCUGAAAGGCACCUCCAUGAAUUUAGACUCGGCUUGCUCUAGCAGUCUGAUUGCCCUACACCUGGCGGCCCAAGAUCUGCACGCGGGCAAUUGUUCCAUGGCAUUGGUAGGCGGCGCGAAUCUGGUCUAUCACCCGCAUUUCAUGAAGAUCAUGUCUGCCUUUAACUUCCUCUCUCCAGAUAGCCGCAGCUGGAGCUUUGACAGCCGCGGAAACGGCUACGCGCGUGGAGAGGGGCUAGUUAUGCUGGUACUCAAGCGAGUUGACGAUGCCCUGCGAGACGGUGAUUGUAUCCGGGCGGUCAUCCGCAAUACAGGGUCGAAUCAGGACGGUAGGACGCCCGGGAUUACCCAGCCGAGUAUGCAAUCGCAGCUGGACCUCAUAAACCGCACAUAUCACCAGGCAGGGGUCUCCAUGACGCCUACCCGCUAUUUUGAGGCGCAUGGGCCCGGAACGCCAGUCGGGGACCCUAUUGAGGCAAAUGCCAUCGGGCAAGCGUUUAAAGACUACCGGACGAAGGAGGAUCCGCUCUAUGUUGGCUCUAUUAAGGCGAAUAUUGGUCACCUGGAAGGCGCCAGCGGAUUGGCAGGAUUGGUUAAAUCUAUCCUAAUCCUCGAACAUGGUGUGAUUCCUCCUAUUGCCGGGUUCGAAAACCUCAACCCGCGCAUUGAUGCGACGAAAUUGUCUCUGAAGUUCCCGAAAGAAGCUUUGCCUUGGCCGUCGACUGGUCUUCGUCGGGUUUGCUUGAACUCGUUUGGUUUUGGUGGUACUAAUGCGACUGUCAUCAUUGACGAUGCUUACCACUAUCUCAAGCACAACAAUCUGAACGGUUUUCAUCGUACCCGGCCGCUCCCUCCGAGCUAUCCAGCACUAUUGACAAUGGGGCCAAACGGCGACUCUCAGAUGACGACAGAGGCUUCUGAAUUGCAAGUCCCAAGACUACUUGUCUGGUCUGCGGCAGACAGGUCGACUGCAGAGAAGCUCGGUGCAGCCUACCAUGAAUAUGUACGCCAGUAUCCGCAAGACAUCACUGAUGUGACGUAUACAUUAGCUGCACGACGGAGCAAACUAUCCUGGAGAGCCUUUACCGUCACUGGCGUCGAUGACCAGAUGCCCGAGCUCACAAGACAAAACGCACCAUUGAAGGCUCGGGACGGAGCUCGACUGGCAUUUGUGUUCACCGGUCAAGGGGCUCAAUACCUAGGUAUGGGCCGGGAGUUACUGACACAUCCUGUGUUCCUGAAUACCGUAAACCUCAUGGAUGAUGACUUGAAAUCUCUUGGUUGUUCGUGGUCUCUUAAAUGGCUGCUCGAAGCUUCGGAAAGUGAAACCCCCAUCGACAGGCCGGAGUAUAGCCAGCCCGCAACCACCUGCCUCCAGAUUGCGCUGGUUGAUCUGUUAGAGAGCCUUGGUGUGACCGCUGGGGUUGUUCUGGGUCAUUCAUCCGGUGAAAUUGCCGCGGCAUAUACCACAGGUGCUUUAUCGCGCUCCACGGCUGUGAAAGUCGCCUACUACAGAGGCCUGCUGUCAUCACAGCUGGCUGAGCAGAGGACUGAUCUCUCGAUGAUGGCUGUGGGUAUAUCUGCAAGCGACAUUCAGCUCUACCUGGACCGACUUCAGCAGCUUGGGUCCUCAUUGGAAGUGGAGAUUGGCUGCGUUAACAGCCCAAAGAGUAUCACGUUGACAGGCUCCAUUGACCAGCUCAGCACAAUCCAGCAGUGGCUGGAGAGUGACGGUGUCUUCGCGAGAAGACUGCGAGUUCCAACAGCCUAUCACUCUACUGCAAUGAAAGCAAUUGCCGAAGACUACCGUCUAGCCAUGGGGGACCUAGCUCGUGGACCCGCAGCAAAGACCAUUCCCAUGAUCUCGUCGGUAACGGAGGAUGUCGUUAGCAGUAAAGGCCUAGCCAGCGCGGAUUACUGGGUUCGCAACUUGACCUCCCCAGUCAAAUUCGAAGGAGCUUUGUCUCGUCUGCUGCUCUUGGCGCAAAACAGAAUCCAGCCUCGAAAGCAGUUGGGUCGCAAGCUUCCCGUGGACUUUAACAUCACUCAUUUCCUAGAGAUCGGCCCCCACAAAGCCCUUCAGGGACCCAUAUCGGAGACGAUACGGGCUUCUCCUGGUUCUGGCAAGCCGACGUACAUGCCUCUAUUGGAGCGGAAGCAGGAUGCACACAUCACUCUGCUCAAGACAGCUGGGCAGCUGUUCUGCGCGGGAUACCCCGUUGACAUCCUCAGUGUGAACGGACUGGAGGAUAUCCCGCGGUCAAUGCCCUCGAGCCUACCUUCCUACCCUUUCAACCAUGAGCGCGUUUAUUGGAAGGAAGGCCGCAUCAGCAAGAACUUCCGGUUCCCGCAGGUAGCGCGGCAUGAUCUAUUAGGAACACCCAAUCUCGACUGGAAUCCCCAGGUGGCCCAGUGGCGUAAUGUUGUGCGACUGAAUGAAUUGCCAUGGCUGCGGGACCAUACCAUCGAUGGCCAAAUCAUCUUCCCUGGCACGGGAAUGGUGAUCAUGGCCGUGGAAGCCUUGCGUCAGCUGCCCUGGGCACAGUCAAACCUCACCAGCAUUGAGAUUAAAAGCGCACAAUUUCUGCAUGCUAUCCGCUUUCCGGACGGAUUGGAGGAGCUUGAGACACAGUUGACGCUUACCACGGAAAAGGCGAAGGAUUCCACGGAGAUGCCAUGGUCACAGUUUAGACUCUUCACCAUCGAAGAUGGCAGCUACAUCGAAUGCUGCCGAGGGCUCAUCCGAGGUUCUGUAGAUCGUGAGCCUCGGACUCCAGAGCUGCCCUCCUCAAGUGGCACAUCUUUCGAGGAUUGGGUAGCCGCACUCUCUGCUGGCUGUGAGUCGCCAAAGAACGCUUACGAGAACACUGGGAGCUCGGUUCGUUACGGGCCAUGCUUUCAGAACUUGAAAGACAUGCGACUGGGCUCUGGAGGCAAGGCAUUUGCGCACGUUGACUUAAGUACGUGGAGGUCUGGUGAAACUGAUGAUUGGAGUCCGCAAUACACCGUUCACCCCGUUACAAUGGACGGGCUGGCACAGCUUGUUGUCCCAGCAUUGGCUUAUGAGUGUGACAAUCUGCCUACCAUGGUUCCCGUCCGAGCUGAAACAAUCUGGAUCAAUCUGUCGGGGCCUUCUAUGUCGAGCGACAAGGAGCUUCUGGCUGCGGCGCAAUGCAGCACCCGCGGCAAUAGAGGCGCCAGGGCUGACGUUGUCGGUACGAGCUCGGAUGGAACCCAACUGGUCGUAUAUAUCGAAGCCCUCGAGACGACCUUUAUCGGGGAGGCCUCAACAAGUACGGGACAGGAUAUCGCUCGCAGCCUUUGCACGAAUUUAGUCUGGAAGCCGGAUGUUGACAUGUUGAGCGACGAACAACUUCUUGAGGAGAUCUGCCGUGGUAGACCCAGUGAGCCACACGGUUCUUUGCAGCGCCACGAAUCCCUGCAGCUAGCACUUCUCAGUUUCUUGGAUGAAGCUGUCCAAUACGUUGACCAACACCCCGAUUUGUCUAUCCCACUGUAUCUCCGGCGUUACGUCGAUUGGAUGCGAUACCAGCAAGGUCGUCAUCAUGACAGUUCCCUCACAAAGGCCAAUGACUGGGUCCUCCGCGACAGGUCAGCGCGUGAUAAGCUGGCCCUGGACAUUGAAAAUACAGACAACGAAGGUCGCUUCUUUAUUCAUGUUGCGCGGAAUCUGAUUGCCAUUCUGUCCGGAGAGUCGGAUCCACUCGAUGUGAUGUUCAGGAACGGGCUGGCUGAUCGUUACUAUGAGCAGAUGCUCGCGAGUGAACAUCACGCAUACCCUAUUUCCCGGUACCUCGACCUUCAGUGCUUCAAGAAUCCGUCUUUGAAGGUUCUUGAGAUAGGUGCUGGGACCGGAGGCCAAACACUUGGCGCGCUGAAAGCCCUUUGCUCGGACGGGGUCCCGAAGUGUGCCCAGUAUGAUUAUACCGAUAUCUCUCCGGGUUUCUUUCCUCAGGCCAAGGAGAAGUUUAAAGACUUUCUUGAUAUCAUGCGCUUCCGCACGUGUGAUGUUACGAAAGACCCGGUCACUCAGUCCUUUGAGCCGGGAAGUUAUGAUAUUAUAAUGGCUUCUCAUGUACUGCACGCUACGGACCGGUUGGAUGUCUCUUUGCAAAAUAUCAGGAAGCUGCUCAAGCCUGAUGGAAAGCUGGUCUUGAUGGAGACGACCGAUCCCGACGCCCUUCCGAUUUCUUUUGCCUUUGGCCUUCUGAAAGGAUGGUGGAGUCCUCUCGACCAUGAAGAGCGCACUACCUAUAGUCCAUGCAUCACGCUAUCUCAGUGGGACGAGCGCCUUAAAAGAAACGGCUUUUCUGGCAUUCAGAUUGACGUUCCAGGCCAAGAGCUUCCGGUCUGCCGAUACAGCAGCAUAAUCGUCUCGAGCGCCAGAGCUGAGAAUAAUGUGAUCGAUACCACGGAUGACCUGAUCGUGAUUCGUGACCCAACCCGGGCCUACCAAUGCGAGGUUGCAGCAUCCAUUGCGCUUGGCCGCCGUGCAGUGAUAACUACGUUGGGCGAGGCGGCUCAGCUCAACAUCAGACCGUCCACAGAGAUCGUGGUUCUUCUGGAGAUGGAAGCCAGUGUCUUAUCUGACCUUAAUAACGCCAGUUAUACGCUGUUGCAGAGGGUCAUGACCGCGGCCAAGAAUGUUCUCUGGGUCACUCGACCACUUGUGAAGGGGGAGCGCCUCCCGCAACACUCUUUGGUAGAGGGCUUUGGUCGUACCCUCGCAUCUGAAGACGCGACCCGGAAGUUCGCCACAGUGGCACUGGAUGGUUACGAACCGGCGGACCAAGCUAGCGCGACGAUUCUACGAUUGAUGUCUCAAAUCGCCAGACGGCCAGUGGAAAACAUGGAGACUACCUUCUCAACCUCGGAGGGUGUUUUGAAGAUCCCUCGUGUUUCGCAAAACGAGGAAAUGAAUGAGGUAAUUCAUCAGUAUACCCGACCUCGAAGGGAAGAGCAAUGGUAUUGUGAUAGCGAGACAGAUUCCAUUCAAGGGGCUACCCUCGAAGUCGGCGCACCGGGAGGUCCGCACGAGGUGGAAUACCGGGAGAACUGCGAAUCUCUGUCUUCCACGCUUGCUGAUGAUGAAGUUGUGAUCCAAGUGCAAGCUUUCGGGCUGACACCUAGGGAUUACCUGAUUGCAAGUGGUCAGCUGAAACAAGGUGGUUUGGGCACCCAGUGCUCUGGAAUCGUUCGGCAAGCUGUAGCUCAGUCCGGCUUCAAGGAGGGUGAUAGGGUAUGCGCAAUUGGGACAGCAAUGGCCGGUACCUUGAUUCGCGCAAAGUCCAGAGCCGUGAUUGCGAUUCCCUCGGAUUUGAGUUUCACACAAGCUGCCGCCUUGCCCACACCCUUGUGGAUGGCCUUCUACUCGUUGGACCACCUUGCGAAGCUCGAAGCGGACGAGACCUUGCUUGUUCACCACGCCUGCACCAGCGUUGGACAGAUGGUUGCUCAGCUUGCCGCAAGGCAGGGUGCGCGUGUGCUGGCUACCACAACCAGCAAGGCACAGCAGACCCUUUUGUGCGCAACUCUCUGUUUGCCCGAGUCGGACGUUUUUCUGUCCAGCGACCCCUUAUUAGCACAAAGGCUGAAGCAGAUCACCGAGGGGCAGGGUGUGGAUGUGAUAGUCGGUUCAUUUGACGCCGAUGCUAGGUCUAAGAUGGCACGAUGCCUCGCUCCUGGCGGUCGGAUUGUUGAUAUCAGCUGGGGUGCUAGCCAACGAGCCCAGCAAAUGCCGCUCCCGAACACUUCGCAUGCUCUGAUCGAUAUGGUAGAGCUAUUCAGCUGCAAGCCGCAGAGGGCUCACGCAUUCUUCCAAAAGGCUAUGAAGUGCUAUUUCGAAGGGCAGAGCAAGCCGCCACAGUUCAUUGAUGUUUAUAAAGCUGGGAAGGAACAGGAUGCAUUCCAACGAUACCUUGAUAUGGAUAUGAUCGGGGAGCUAGUGAUCGAAUUUGAUAGAGCUACCGCUAUCACGGUGAAUUGCUCCUCCAAGCCACGAUAUCUCUUCCCCGAGAACUCCUACGUCAUUGCAGGAGGGCUCGGAGGACUGGGUCGCAGUUUCGCCCGGUGGAUGGCAAGUCGAGGAGCGCGUCAUUUGAUUCUGCUCUCUCGCUCUGGUCCGUCGACAUCCACCGCUCAAGCACUUGUCCAUGAAUUGGAAGAUAUGGGGGUCAAGGUUGCAACACCCCAGGUCGACAUCAGUAACCUCUGCCACCUCGAGCAGACACUAGCUAAGCUUUCUGCAACUAUGCCCCCAAUCCGAGGAUGCAUACAAGCUACGGUGGCAUUAAGGGAUAACCUGUACGAGAACAUGUCCUACGAGGACUGGACCAUCAGCACCGACUCCAAGGUCACUGGAUCAUGGAACCUGCACCGCGCGCUCCCUCAAGACCUCGAUUUCUUCAUCCUUCUCUCGUCGCUGAACGGCAUCUUCGGCAGCCGUGCGCAGGCCAACUACGCCGCCGGCAACACCUUCAAGGACGCGCUGGCCCAUCACCGACUGGCGCAGAAGCAGAAAGCCGUCUCGAUCGACCUAGGCCUCAUGGUCGCCGAGGGCGUGGUCGCCGAAAGCGAGUUCCUCCUCUCCGCCAUGCGCCGCAUCGGCCACCUGAUGGAGAUCGCGCAGGACGAGCUCCUCGCCCUCCUAGACUACUACUGUAACCCGGGGCUGCCGCUGCUUCCCGCAACCGAGGCACAGAUCAUCGUCGGCAUCGAACUCCCGGACGACAUUACGGCAAAGGGAAUCGACCUGCACCAUUCCAUCCGGCGCCCGAUAUUCAGCCACCUGUUCCGGAUAGGGUCGCGGAAUGGGACAGGGGCCAGCAACGGGGCUUCCGGCCAGGCUGUGGAUCAGGCUGGGCUGAUCGACCGGCCUGCAGUCCUGAAGGCACUGCCAUCGGUCGGGGACGCGACGGACCAGAUUGUCGAGUGGGUGGCGGCGAAGGUUGCGCAUAUGUUGGGACUGUCGGCCGCGGACAUCGACCCCGGAAAGCCAGUGCACUCGUAUGGAAUCGACUCCCUGAUUGCGGUGGACUUGAAGAACUGGUUCGAUCGGGAGAUCGGCGCCAGUAUCACCGUGUUUGAUCUGAUGGGCAAUGCGCCGCUGCAGCGGCUUGGGCAGGUGGCGGCCGAGAAGAGUCGGUAUCGUGUUCAGUGA